Molecule: messenger RNA, 3714 nt
Organism: Trichechus manatus latirostris (Florida manatee)
Lineage: Eukaryota; Metazoa; Chordata; Mammalia; Sirenia; Trichechidae
Gene: TASP1
Product: taspase 1
Exons: 12
Coding region: 110-1126 (338 amino acids)
Biological process (GO): protein maturation
Cellular component (GO): cytoplasm
Molecular function (GO): beta-aspartyl-peptidase activity; asparaginase activity; threonine-type endopeptidase activity
Source: RefSeq, a predicted model, not a curated record
ACUUCCGGUGCUGUGAGGGAUCCGGGCUGAAGCGGGGUAAUUCUUCUCCUGAAAUUACUUUUGGAUGGAAGUAUGCUCUUACCCCAUUAGAAGAUGGUAACCUUGGAGAAUGACCAUGGAGAAGGGGAUGAGUUCAGGGGAAGGGCUGCCUUCCAGAUCAUCUCAGGUUUCAGCUGUUAAAGUAACAGCCGAAGAGUUGGAAACAAAGCAGUCCCAUAAAGAGAAACGAGUGGGCUUUGUGCUGGUGCAUGCAGGUGCAGGUUAUCAUUCUGAAUCCAAAGCCAAGGAAUAUAAGCAUGUAUGCAAAAGAGCUUGUCAAAAGGCAAUUGAAAAGCUACAGGCUGGUGCUCUUGCAACAGAUGCAGUAACUGCAGCUCUGGUGGAACUUGAGGAUUCUCCUUUUACAAAUGCAGGAAUGGGAUCUAAUCUCAAUCUUUUGGGUGAGAUUGAGUGUGAUGCCAGCAUAAUGGAUGGAAAAUCCUUAAAUUUUGGAGCAGUCGGAGCACUGAGUGGAAUCAAGAACCCAGUCUCAGUUGCAAACAGACUUUUGUGUGAAGGGCAGAAGGGCAAGCUCUCGGCUGGCAGAAUUCCUCCCUGCUUUUUAGUUGGAGAAGGAGCCUACAGAUGGGCAGUAGAUCAUGGAAUACCCCCUUGCCCUCCUAACAUCAUGACUACAAGAUUCAGUUUAGCUGCAUUUAAAAGAAACAAGAGGAAACUAGAGCUGGCAGAAAGGGUGGAAACAGAUUUCAUUCAACUAAAGAAAAGAAGACAAUCAAGUGAAAAGGAAAAUGACUCAGGCACUUUGGACACAGUGGGUGCGGUGGUUGUGGAUCAAGAAGGUAACGUUGCUGCUGCUGUCUCCAGUGGAGGCUUGGCCUUGAAACAUCCAGGGAGAGUGGGGCAGGCUGCUCUUUAUGGAUGUGGCUGCUGGGCUGAAAAUACUGGAGCUCAUAAUCCCUACUCCACAGCUGAUGUGGAGAGCAUCUUGUUCGCACCAUACUGGCUAGAGAAUGUUCACAUGCUUUGCAAGCUGAGGAUGCUCACCAAGCACUGUUGGAGACUAUGCAAAACAAGUUUAUCAUUAGUUGAAUCCGCAGAUAUGGAACCCGCAGAUACAGAGGGCUGACUGUAUGUGAAAGUACGUUUGUAAAUAAAAUUAGUCUUUAAAUAAAAUUAUAACUGUUAACAGUGGGUCUUGAGUUUUUGUUUGAAAUCCUUUCUGGCAGUGAUUGAGGUAAGCUAGCAACUACUUUCUUGGUUUUGUGGAAAGAUACCAGGCUCUUUUUCCUUUCUUGCUUCCUUUUAAAAACAAUUUGAAUAAAUAAUAUAUCUAAGCUUCUCAUUGCAAUGUAUAUAUAUAAAAAAAUUUCUGUAGUAAUCAGGUCAAAGAUCUCCUUUUCAUUCAAUCUAAGUCCCAUUUCUUUUGCCAGAAAGAACUACUCCUUACCGUUUGGGGUAUGUCCUUAUAGUCUCAUUCUGUGUGUGUCUUUCUGUCUGUCUGUCUCUAUCAUAUGUCUAUCUAUCUAUCUAUCUAUCAUCUAUCUAUCUUUUAAACAAUUAUAUGGGAGAAAUUUCUAAUAUAUUAUUCUGCAAAAUGCUUUUCAGUCAACAUAUCUUGGUACUCUUAUUGUAUCAUAUAUAGAUUUAUCACUGGAUAUUCCAUGGUUCCAUAAUUUAUUUCUUUAUCCUCCUCCUGAGAGAGAUUUAAGUUGUCUGUAAUUUUUGUCUAUAUCAUUUUACCAUCUGUGAAUGUCUAUUUCUCUAUACACUUUUAAAUAAUGGUUAUUAUCAAAUUUUCUAAAAAUAUCCAAAAUCAUGGAUGAAAAAAAAAGUUUCUAGUUUUAACUUGUCUUUUCCAGACUACGGGUGAGAUUGAACAACUUUUCACAUAUGGCUUGGCCUUUUGUAUUUUUCUGUGAAUAAUCUGCUUAUAGCUUUUGCCCAUGUUUCUAUUAUACUGUUUGAGUUAUUUUCUUUUAAUUGACAUUUAACUUUUAUUAAUGGUAAAAUUACCUAGGUUAUUGCUAUGCCUUUUUGGAACAGCAAAGAUUCUAAGAAGGCAUAGCAAUAACUGUCUGUAUAGAAUUUUAAAAUAACCCUAAAUCUUUUUUUUUGAGUGGUAGUUAUGUUUGAUAUCCAUGGCUCUUCUCCCACAAUAGGGGAAUUUUUUUUUUUUAUUACUAAUUUGAUAGUUAAGAUUCAAAUAAUUUCUUUUUAGGUAUUUUUUCUAAGGUAGUAACUUAUUAAAAUAAAGAUUUGUUUUCUAUUUUUUUCCAAUCUGAAAUAAACCCUGAAAUAUCUUAAAUGUAAGGUUUUUCAAAAAUCUAUUUUUGAUAAAUAAGACUUUAGUGUGACAAAGUCAAACAGAGUAAAACUGAAAGACAUUUUGAAGAUUGGAAUAUUUUUGUUUCCACUUGCAUCAUUACCAUUAUGCCAAGUACCAGAGCUUUGGUUUGACUUAAUAUAGGAAGCAUAAAAGAGAAUAACCAAUUUGUGUUUUUGUUUUAAAAACACUGUUUGUGUAACAUACAAAACCUAUAAAAAUGGAUACUGUAAAAAUAGUGCCUUAAUAAUACUUCAUGCUAACCAGCUGAUUAUAGACUGCUUAGUUAAGCAGGGAGAAAAAAUAGAUUUCCUUUUUAGUUGUGCUUUUUAAAUGAUUACGUGCAUAUACACAUAUAAAAGCACUUGCAAGGAUUUAGAUGUAACUUUUCUUAUUUACGGCUAUUUUUGAAAGAACUUGGUUUCAUGAAGUAUUCUUUUUUCAUGCAAACUGUGGCUGCACAUGUGGUAUGUGAACUUCAGGGUGGCAUUAUAGCUUCCUGCUCAGUUUUCAAAAUAAUGUCUUAGUACAUUUUUGUAGUUAGUUUCUGCUUACUAUUAAGUACAAUUUUGUUGAUAAAAUUUUAUCUGUAAAUAUCACUUUUGCCUUCUCUUCUUUGAAUUUCUGGGCUAAGUAAUUAAUAUUAUCAACUACAAUCUAUGUGACUAUUGUUGAAAAUUUUCAAAAUAUAGUAUAUAUAGUAUUAUGAUGAAAAAUAAGUAAAUUUUGUCCUGUAUGCCUUUAUAUUUUAUUCCUUUGGGGGAUGAUGUUCUUACACUGUUGUUUUGUGGGAUUAUAACUCUUAGAGGUUUACUUUAAUUGAUAUCAUAGGUUUACAGUCAAGUACAGAAUGCCAUCAACAACAGAGGUUGAAGGAAUUUUUUGCCAAAUUGAGAAAUUAUAUUUGAUAAAUACUUUCUUUUCAUGACCAAAUUAUCAGGUAAAACCCCAAUAAUUCAUAAGUAUUAGUUCUGGAAGAAGAACAAAAAUACAUUGUCAUUACAACUGCUUACCCUCUUAUCUGAGAGCAUCAACUAGGCUUCAUGAAUUUCUUUACAAUUCAGAAAACUUUAAAGAUACAGUGUUCUCUUCUCCAGUGCAUUUUUGGGCUCUUUACAGGAUUUUUCUCCAUACCCAGAGGCACAUUUCUGUUUUACACACACUAAAAUCUUUUCCUUUACAGCUCUCUGGAGCCUGAGGGACUCCUAGAGAUGUUUCCCCUUCAUUUUUGAUAAACACUGUGUAUUUAGCCUGUUGUACUCACAUGUUCAGGUCUUGGGUGGUGCAAAUGGUUUGCGCCAGACUACUAACCUAAAGGUUGGCGGUUCUAACCCACCCAGCGGUGCAGCAGAAGAAAGACCUGGCAGUCUGCUUCUGUAAAGAUUACUGUA